AUGCGGGGACAUUUACCGCCCGUGGGAGAUAGGUCCUCGUGCUGGAAGGCGCACUCUGUGUUCAAAGUGCGCCUUUGGCGAAUGAGGGGGCACGAAAUGCCCCCGGAGAAGGAUUCGGAGGAAGCAGACAGAGAGUUGGAGGCUUUGGUUGGGCCUUGGAAAGGCACUGGAGCCGCCCCUAAGCGGCCCCGUGAGGUGAUGGACCCAUUAGACGAGGAAGAGGGGGAGCCCUUGGAGAAGGCUGCGGCAGUGGAGCCUGAGCCUGAACCUAAAUUGUGGUCGAAAACUGGGAGGGGGAUGGGUGCAGAGAGGGGGCGCCGUCCUACUACCACUCAGAGUAGGUCUCAGACAGCGGAUGAGGAGCUUCGAGAACGUAGCCCCAUCCUAUCGCACAUUGACUACGCCCUUUCAAGGGAUGAAUUGAUUGACAGAGCCAGGAGCGCGGUUUCCUCGAUAAUGAGUGAAACCCAGAAAUCAGGCAACCUCAAGGGCGGUGUUAGGGGGGAAAUAAACCGGGCCACUAAGAUUAUCUACUCGGCCAUGGAUUCCCUCCAGGCAAUGACGGCUGACGAGGAAGCUAGGAGGCUUCGGGCAGAUAAUAGGAGGAUGCGACAGGAGAUGGCUGUUUUACGAGCCGAGGUCAAGGCUCUCCGGACCUCUUUCUCCGCAAGGGAGAAAUCCCCUGCUCCAAUGCGUCAGCCUGACCUAGAUGUGGAUCCCCAGGCCUCCCCAGCUCUUGGGGAAAUGCUCGAAACCCUCAAAAGGGAUCUCUUUGUUUCAAUUGGAGGGAUGGUGAACGAGCGCCUCAAACAGCUGGAAAAGCGGCUGCCUCAGGAGCCCAUACUGAGGCCCCCACUAGCGGCAGACAAGAAGAGGGGGAAAGUAGACCGCCACCCCCCGGACGAGCCUUCCGCGGGCCCAUCGCCAGCUCGCCCAGCGAAGACGCAACGGACGCAAACGGCAGGACCUAAGGCAACCAAGCCUGCACCUACGUCACAGGCAGAGGGUAGCGCUCCCUUGCGUAAAGAAACGCCACAUGAGACCGAGGCCGCUGCGACCACGGCCCCGACUCCGCCAGCCUGGUCAGAAGUAGUCGGGAGGAAGGCCAAGGCCAAGUCCAAGAAGCCCGCUGGACGCAAAACUACCGUCCCAGCCCACGCACCUGCUAAGACUCCGCCGGCUACCCGGAAGGGUAAAUUGACCUCGCCCAAGUCCUCGGCAGUCGUCAUUACCCUGAGGCCAGAAGCCGUCGCAACACAAAGUUAUGCGACGGUCAUGAAGGCAGCCACUUCUGGCUUUGCCCUUUCGGAGGUCGGGGUAAAUCACGUGCGGGUCCGCAAAUCCGCCACCGGGGCUCGAAUUAUUGAGGUCCCAGGAGCCGGCAGUGCAAAGGCCGCGGAUGAGCUGGCCGGGAAACUGCAAGGCCUAGUUGGCGAGUGGGUGACGGUGUCCCGGCCCAUGAAAACUGCCGAACUUCGGCUGGUCGGGCUCGACGAGUCGGUCACUCCCGAAGAGGUCCAGCGAGUGGCGGCAGAGAAGGGAAACGUCCCACCGGAGCAGGUUAGGGUUGGCGCCAUUCGAAUGGGACCAAGUGGGACUGGAUCAUCCCUUGUCCGAUGCCCGGUGCCCGCAGCAAAGCUGCUCAUUGCGGCAGGACGAUGUGGUAAGGAUGGGCACAAGGCGGCCUCGUGCUCAGCUGACCCGAAGUGUGCAGUCUGCACGCAGUUGGGUAGGAAAGCUGGGCAUGUCAUGGGGGGGCUGAAGUGCUCUCCACCCCCUACAAAGGGUAAAGAGGCCCCUUUGACCCGGGCCCCUGACACAGGCAAUGGGCAACAGGAGACUGAACCGGAGGACAUCGAAAUGGACGCUUAA
This is a messenger RNA of Pararge aegeria (speckled wood butterfly), 1872 nucleotides long. RefSeq lists its product as uncharacterized. Bases 1 to 1872 code for a protein of 623 amino acids. The transcript has 3 exons. The record is from RefSeq and is a predicted model, not a curated record. Lineage: Eukaryota; Metazoa; Arthropoda; Insecta; Lepidoptera; Nymphalidae.